Molecule: messenger RNA, 530 nt
Organism: Diachasmimorpha longicaudata
Lineage: Eukaryota; Metazoa; Arthropoda; Insecta; Hymenoptera; Braconidae
Product: large ribosomal subunit protein mL63
Exons: 2
Coding region: 133-456 (107 amino acids)
Biological process (GO): mitochondrial translation
Cellular component (GO): mitochondrial ribosome
Molecular function (GO): structural constituent of ribosome
Source: RefSeq, a predicted model, not a curated record
CUUUCAUGAAUUGCGACGGUAAAAAGUGAAUCACGAGAAUACUCUCUGUUGUGUUAUUGCUGAAGUUUAUUUAAUGAUUUGAAGGAUAAAUAAGUGUUGUCAGUAGAUAAUCGAUUGCUUUGGGUCUUAAUUAUGAGACUGACUGCUAUUUUGUUGCAUUGGAAGAAGAAGCCGCCUCCAGGACAUGUUUGGAGAGGAAAGCAUCGCAAAGUGAAGGAUCCCUCGUUGUACGAUCUCGUGACUCUUCGUCAUGACUUUGAACGAGAGGAGCGUAACAUGCUGCUCCUCCGUCACCCCUACCUCACAGUGGAACAGAGCCACGCUCACAUGAAGGACCUCAAACUCCCCCUGGACUACCGUACCAUCAAUCAAAAUGAGAGGAACAGAAGAUUUGAUAGGCAUUUCACUUGGCAGGAUCAGUUGGUUCACCUCAGAACCACUGAUGCCUGGGAUUAAUUAAUUAUUGGGUAUUGGGCUUAUGUCGAGGUGAAUUAACAGAAUAAAACGAUUGUAUUAUACUCAUCAAACAA